CACACUCGUCAUAUUACUACUAGAGUCUCGACUCGACCCGAGACUGCUCGAGAGUUCACAGCAGAGACGAUCAUCGUGGUGUGGUGUUGCAUCGCGUGGGUUUUUGCCGGCAUGUAAAAGGACGAGUUUUCAAUCAAUUAAUUUUUGACCUCUGAUCAAUCCUCGACGCGGCGAUCUUCGCUAAGGCCAGUAGCAGCAAUUGCAGCAGCAGUAAUUUCACAUUGAGCAGACGUUAAGUAAAGAGACUUUGACCGGCAAGAUGGAAAUGAGCCUUGACGACAUAAUCAAGCAAAACAAGGGCAGCAAAUCCCGACGUGGUGGCUUCGUAUCCCGACGUGGCUCGUCCCUACGUGGAGGUCGCAAACCUGGCGGCGGUGUGAUGCGCGGACGUGGGCGUGGUGGCAUUUCUCGCAGUCCACCUAGCUUUGGACGUUCUCGUCGUGGUGCCAAGGCUCGCGAUGCUUUCCUCGGCAGCACCUCACCCCGAAAGUUCGGAUCUGACUCGACCAAGCUGAUUGUCUCCAAUUUGGAUUAUGGUGUUACCGACUCCGACAUCAUCGAGCUUUUCAGCGAGUUUGGGCCUUUGAAGUCUGCUGGUGUGCACUACGACAGGUCCGGGCGCUCCCUUGGAUCCGCUGAUCUUAUUUACGAGAGGAGAGCUGAUGCCAUUAAGGCCAUGAAGCAAUACAAUGGAGUACCAUUGGACGGACGCGAGAUGAACAUCCAAUUGGCGACGUCGGAGAUUCCAAGUCCUAUCCGUGGUGGCAUUGGUGGCUUCCGACGUGGCAGCAGCCCAAUGCGCGGUAGUCGAGGUCGUGGUGGCAGUCGAGGCUCGUUCCGCGGCCGCGGUGGUCGUGGCGGCAGCAGAGGCGCCGGAGCAGUGGGCCGCGGCGGUGCUAAAACCAAGGCACCAACUGCUGAGGAACUCGACGCUGAACUCGAGGAAUACGUCAAGAGCAAGGUCUCCAGUUCUGAAGGCGCUUAAAUAACGUCAUCCACACACAAGACCACUGCCUUGUACAUAUGCUGUCUUUUUGAAAGAAAAAGAACCCGUGAUUUCGGAAAUAGGAUUAUGCUUGAGACGCGGGAACGUGUCUUUUGAAAUUGGGCCUCCACGUUUAUUCUUUUCAUUUCUUUUUCGCCAAGAUCUCAAUUUACAACGAUA
Molecule: messenger RNA, 1165 nt
Organism: Phymastichus coffea
Lineage: Eukaryota; Metazoa; Arthropoda; Insecta; Hymenoptera; Eulophidae
Product: THO complex subunit 4-like
Exons: 3
Coding region: 260-985 (241 amino acids)
Biological process (GO): mRNA export from nucleus
Cellular component (GO): nucleus
Molecular function (GO): mRNA binding
Source: RefSeq, a predicted model, not a curated record